AGGACACAGAGAGAGAGAGAGAGAGAGAGAGUUGUGUUGGUAGUGGUGGUGGUGCUAGUGAUGGGAAGACAACCUUGCUGUGAUAAGCUAGGGGUGAAGAAGGGGCCGUGGACGGCCGAGGAGGACAAGAAGCUGAUCAACUUCAUUCUGACUAAUGGCCAAUGUUGUUGGCGUGCUGUGCCCAAACUUGCCGGACUUCGUCGCUGUGGGAAGAGCUGUAGACUCCGGUGGACCAACUAUCUUCGCCCCGACUUGAAGAGAGGUCUUCUCAAUGAAGCUGAGGAGCAAUUAGUCAUUGAUCUCCAUGCUCGUCUUGGCAAUAGGUGGUCCAAAAUUGCAGCAAGAUUGCCUGGAAGGACUGAUAAUGAAAUCAAGAAUCACUGGAACACCCACAUCAAGAAAAAGCUUCUCAAGAUGGGAAUUGAUCCUGUCACCCAUGAACCCCUCAACGAAGAAUCGAAGCCAACCGAAGCAUCAUCAACGUCAUCAUCAUCGCGCGCGGAUCAUUCGCCAGAAUCUAAAAACAAUCAUUUGCAAUCACAGAAAACUGACAAUGGAAUCCCCAACUCGGAGGAGAACUCAUCGUGCUCGCCUCUGACUGAGAACUGUUCAGGCGAUGACCCGUUGAUGAGUAGUUUCUUGUGGGGGAAUGAAAGUAUUCCUCUAGUUGAUGGAUCAUGGGAGUUUCCAAGUGAUGGACUAAGCUUCAACGACAAUAAUAUUGGGCUGCCAUCUUGGGAUGAAGAUUGUGCGUGGCUAUUGGACUGCCAGGACUUUGGUAUUCAUGAUUUUGGUAUUGAUUGCUUCAGUGAUGUUGAAGUCAUCAAAACGUUAAACACGUUAGAGAUGGGCAAUAAGCAAUGAUUAAUGGGAAAGAGGCCUCCCUCGUCCAUUAAUUGGACUCGAGUGCCCAAUUAAGGAGAUUGUAGGUUUACUUCACUUUGCACUUAUUUCUGAACCCUUCAUUUCACUUGAUUAGAUAUCGAUAUCUAUUUAAACAGAUAUCAGUACUUUGAAAUGGGUUCGAGAUAGGUCCACCCACAGUCCCCUCAAUUGGACACUAGAGCCUAAUGAAUGGACUAGAGGAGGAAGCCUUAUCCUAAUUAAUAUAUGAAACCAUGGUGGAAUGAGAGGAAACAAAAGUAUUUAAGCUUUUACUAGUGCGCAUGCUACAAAGUAUCAUGUCUGGCCCAAUUUUAGAUUCUCAAUUUCUUAGUUCUGUUUGAUUUUGUCAACAAAUGUUACAGAAUAUCCUUGGUGGGUCGAAAUGAAACCUUGUUUGUUAUAGAGAGGUUUCUCACCAACCAAAUCAAAAGUAUAUGAAGCCACCAAACUCAUCAAAUCAAUUAAAGGUCAUAUAGAACUUGGUCUCCUUAGAAAAUGUUGUUGUACUCAGUAUAUGUAAAAGGUAGAGAGGCACAUUUGGACCUACGAAAAUGUUAGAUGGGCCUUGUGAAUGUGAAAUCUUUUGUAUAUAAAUGUAUUUAUGUCAAAAUCAAUAAGAAGAACAUAUUUGUUUUGUUGUGGUUU
Messenger RNA from Camellia sinensis, 1530 nucleotides. RefSeq names its product MYB-like transcription factor ODO1. NCBI's taxonomy places the organism in Eukaryota, Viridiplantae, Streptophyta, Magnoliopsida, Ericales, Theaceae. The record is from RefSeq and is a predicted model, not a curated record.